Coniosporium apollinis CBS 100218 is the source of this 2304-nucleotide messenger RNA. RefSeq lists its product as uncharacterized. Bases 1 to 2304 code for a protein of 767 amino acids. Gene Ontology annotation, biological process: translation; DNA replication; DNA repair. The record is from RefSeq and is a predicted model, not a curated record. Gene Ontology annotation, molecular function: structural constituent of ribosome; RNA binding; DNA binding. Lineage: Eukaryota; Fungi; Ascomycota; Dothideomycetes. Gene Ontology annotation, cellular component: nucleus; ribosome; cytosolic large ribosomal subunit. The transcript has 8 exons.
AUGUCGGCUGAAGCUGCUUCCCACAUCACUCAAGGAGCCCUUAGGGCUGUCUUUGAGCAAGGCCGAGAAGCGGUUGGAGAACCUGUCGUCCAAGCUGUACAGAUCAAGCCUCUCGAAGCAAAGGGUGAUGGCCCCGAGCGGUACCGGGUGGUCUUCAGCGACAUGCAGAACUUUGUCCAGAGCAUGAUUGCGGAGAAGUACUCCUCGGUAGUUAGCGACGGUACACUGAAGCGCGGCGCAAUCGUCCGGCUGAUCCAGUACACGCCGAACGUCAUCAAAGGGAAAAAAAUCCUUAUCGUCGGCGAGGUACAAGUCUUGUCAGAACUGGGCGAGCACGAGAAACUUGGGAAUCCCAAGGGCUUGGAGGCGGCACCGGAACAGGAGCAGCAGAAUGCACAACCGGGAUCUAUAUCAGGCGACGGGUUCUAUGGAGCGAAACCGCAACAGCAACAGCUGCAGCCUCAGCGGCAAAACCUCCCUUCCCGCACGAAUGUGUCCGCGGAUUCCAGCGCAAACCACGGCAACAUCUACCCGAUCGAAGCUCUGUCACCCUACUCUCAUAAGUGGACAAUUAAGGCGCGAGUAACCUACAAGUCUCCGAUCAAGACAUGGCAUAAACAAAGCAGUGAAGGGAAGCUCUUCAGCGUAAACUUACUGGAUGAGAGUGGAGAGAUAAAGAUGACCGGCUUCAAUGCUGAGUGUGACGCAUGGUAUAACGUCCUACAAGAGGGCAGUGUAUACUACAUCUCGAGUCCUUGCAAGGUCAACAUGGCGAAGAAGCAGUUUUCAAAUCUCAACAACGACUACGAACUAGCGCUUGAGAGGGAUACGGUCAUAGAAGCGGCUCCCGACCAAAGCAGCGUACCGCAAGUGCGCUUCAACUUUACCACCAUAGGAGAUUUGGAGUCUGUCGAGAAGAACACCACCAUCGAUACUAUCGGCGUCCUCCAACAGGUCGGUGAAGUCUCAGAGAUUGUGUCGAAAACUACAAGCAAGCCCUAUGCCAAACGCGAGCUGACUCUGGUCGACAACACCAACCACUCCGUCCGGCUAACGAUAUGGGGAGAUACCGCGCACUCGUUCGACGCGCCAGAAGGAAGUGCAAUCGCAUUCAAGGGAGUCAAAGUAUCGGAUUUCGGCGGCCGAAGUCUGAGCUUGCUCAGCUCAGGCUCCAUGACUAUCGAUCCUGACAUCGAUGAAGCGCACAAGCUGAAGGGCUGGUACGAUGCCCAAGGCCGCCAGGACACCUUCCAGUCCUUCCAGAACAUGGGUGCAUCACUGGGUGGUGGAGGAAACAGUUCCAAAACUAUCCAAGAGGUCAAGGAUGAGAACCUUGGGAUGAACGAAGAAAAGCCCGAUUACUUCAACCUGAAGGCCACAGUCGUCUUCAUAAAGCAGGACAACAUCGCCUAUCCCGCAUGUCUGUCCCCAGACUGCAACAAGAAGGUUGUAGAGGUCGAUCCAGGCCAAUGGCGCUGUGAGAAGUGCGACAAGACACAUCCGAGACCGCAAUACCGCUACAUGAUGUCGAUCAACGUCAGCGAUCACACUGGACAGAUGUGGUUGAGCGCCUUCGACGACCACGGUAGGCUUCUGUUGGGCAUGGACGCCGAUCAAAUCAUGGCCUGGAAAGAGGAAGAGAACAAACAGGCGCUUGACGAUGCCUUCCAGGCUGCUAACUGCAAGACUUAUGUCUUCCGGUGCCGGGCGAAGAUGGACAACUUCCAGGAUCAGCAGAGGGUGAACCUCACGACUCAGAAGCGCCUCGCGGCGUCCGUCGCCGGCUGCGGCAAGCGCAAGAUCUGGAUGGACCCGAACGAGAGCAACGAACUUUCAAACGCCAACAGCCGCAACACCAUCCGCAAGCUCCUCAAGGAUGGCCUCAUCAUCAAGAAGCCCGUCACUAUGCACUCGCGUGCCCGCGCCCGGGCCUUGACCGCCGCACGACGGAUCGGCAGACAUCGGGGUUUCGGUAAGAGGAAGGGUACUGCGGACGCUCGUAUGCCUAGCCAAGUCCUAUGGAUGCGUCACCAGCGUGUCCUCCGCCGUCUCCUCGUCAAGUACCGCGCCAGCGGCAAGAUCGACAAGCACCUCUACCACGAGCUCUACGCGCUCAGCAAGGGUAACACAUUCAAGCACAAGCGUGCUCUCGUCGAACACAUCCACAGGGCCAAGGCCGAGAAGCAGCGCGAGAGGAUCAUCAAGGAGGAGAUGGACGCCAAGCGUGCGAAGACCAGGGCUGCGAGGGAAAGGAGGCAGCAGCGCGUGGAGGAGAAGAGGCAGGCGACCGUUGCGGAGGAGUAA